Messenger RNA from Acinonyx jubatus (cheetah), 1695 nucleotides. It is a transcript of the gene ZRSR2, whose product is annotated as zinc finger CCCH-type, RNA binding motif and serine/arginine rich 2. NCBI's taxonomy places the organism in Eukaryota, Metazoa, Chordata, Mammalia, Carnivora, Felidae. Gene Ontology annotation, biological process: mRNA splicing, via spliceosome. Bases 268 to 1662 code for a protein of 464 amino acids. The transcript is spliced from 11 exons. Gene Ontology annotation, molecular function: pre-mRNA 3'-splice site binding; metal ion binding. Gene Ontology annotation, cellular component: U2AF complex; spliceosomal complex. The record is from RefSeq and is a predicted model, not a curated record.
ACCAGUGUGGUGUGGGUAGAGGUAGUGAUAUUCCCGGGGAAACGCUAGGAGGGAAGAAUUACUUUCAGGGAGGGGUAGGAAUUUUCGGGAAGGAGACGUUCACUUGUGCGGUUUCGGAACACCAGCAGCCUAUCAGAACCCCCACGCGCCAUGCGUCUUUGUUCCCCCCGGGACGCCCCGCAGUACCCGCGCCUGCGCGCGGCCGCUCCCUUUCUUGUCAGCCGGCCUCUUCCGGCCAGCUCGUAGGGGCGUGGCUGCCCUGACAACAUGGCGGCGCCCGGGAAGAUGAUGUUUCCGGAGAAACCGAGUCACAAAAAGUUCAGAGCUGCCCUGAAGAAGGAGAAACGAAAGAAACGGCGGCAGGAACUCGCUCGAUUGAGAGAUUCAGGACUCUCACAGAAGGAGGAGGAGGAUGCUUUUAUUGAAGAACAACACCUAGAAGAAGAGAUGCUGUUGGAGAUAGAGAGGCAAAAAUUACAUGAGGCAUGGUUGCUUCGGGAGCAGAAAGCACAAGAAGAAUUCAGAAUAAAGAAAGAAAAGGAGGAGGCAGCUCGAAAACGACAGGAAGAACAAGAGAGAAAGUUAAAGGAAGAAUGGGAAGAGCAGCAGAGAAAAGAGAGAGAAGAGGAGGAGCAGAAGCUACAGGAGAAGAGAGAAAGAGAGGAAGCUGUGCAGAAGAUGCUGGAGCAGGCUGAAAACGAGUUGGAAAAUGGUGCCACAUGGCAAAACCCAGAACCACCGACGGACUUACGGAUAAUGGAGAAAGACCGAGCUAAUUGUCCAUUCUACAGUAAAACAGGAGCGUGCAGAUUUGGAGAUAGGUGCUCACGUAAACACAAUUUCCCAUCCUCGAGUCCCACACUUCUGAUUAAAAGCAUGUUUACGACAUUUGGGAUGGAGCAGUGCAGAAGGGACGACUAUGACCCUGAUGCAAGCCUAGAGUACAGUGAAGAGGAAACCUACCAGCAGUUCCUGGACUUCUAUGAUGACGUGCUUCCCGAGUUCAAGAACGUUGGGAAAGUGAUCCAGUUCAAGGUCAGCUGCAACUUGGAACCUCACCUGAGAGGCAAUGUGUAUGUUCAGUACCAAUCGGAAGAAGAAUGCCAAGCAGCCCUGUCUCUGUUUAACGGGCGAUGGUACGCGGGACGGCAGCUCCAGUGCGAAUUCUGCCCGGUGACUCGGUGGAAAAUGGCAAUUUGUGGUUUAUUUGAAAUACAACAGUGUCCGAGAGGAAAACACUGCAACUUUCUCCACGUGUUCCGAAAUCCCAACAAUGAGUUUUGGGAGGCUAACAGAGACAUCUACCUGUCUCCAGAUCGGACUGGCUCCUCAUUUGGCAAGGGCUCAGACAGGAGAGAGAGGAUGGGCCACCACGACGACUACUACGGGAGGCCCAGGAGGCGGAGAAGCCCUAGUCCGUCGCAUUCCUACAAGAGAAAUGGGGAAGCUGACAGGAAAAGGAGAAGCAGCCACCGGGGGAAGAAGUCUCACAAACACCUGUCCAAGAGUCGCGAGAGGCGCAGUCCGCGCAGUAGAGGAAGAAAAAGGGAUGGCAGCCGCAUCCGGGCCAGCCGGAGCCAGAGUUCCUCCAGGUCCAGGAGUCGUGGCAGGAGGAGGUCAGGCAGCAGAGACAGGACAACGCAGAGUCCCAAAUCCAAAUAAACCGAUUUUGUUCCGAAAUGAUCGUACAUCUUA